AUUGGGGGCUGGCGCUCUUAUCAAAUCAUUGUAAAUAUAUAUCUAUAUAUAAUAUUAGUCCUCCACAUAUUGACAUAUAUUAACCCGAGCAUUUUUUUUAUUAAAAUGCCUGCUGCAGCAGGUAAAUUUAAUUUAUCCUGAGGUGAUAUACAAAAGUGCAUAAUAAAAUUGAUAAAGUGUUUAAAUUAAAUACGACAAUGGAUGAUAGGGGCCCUCAUAAUGAGGGGGCCCCAAUUGAUCCACUUGAUAUUUCAAUGAUGGAUAAAGCAUCUGAAUUAUCUGAAUGUUGGAAUUCAACAAAUUCACUUGGUACAUUAUCAGAACAUCAUCAUCAAAUUAAAGCUAACAAUAACAAUAAUAACAAUCGAUUGUUAUAUUUAACUGUUGAAUAUGUUGAGGAACAAUCAAGAGAUUAUUCAAGAAUGUUUCCAACAUAUGAACAAGUUAUAUAUUCACCACGUCCAAAUUCACCUCUAUCAGAUUUUGAACAUCGUGUUAGUCCACUUGAUCCAAAUAUGAGUUCAACAGCACGUUAUUCACCAACACCAGUUCAAUUACCACAAAUACAAUAUCAAAAUUCAGUUGUUGUAUUACAAGAUCAAACAUCACCAAUUAUUGUACAUGAAACUGAUGAUAAUCAACGUGCUAAUAUUAAUUUUAUAAAUCAACAAAAUUCAACACAAACAACACAAUCAAAUGUUAAUGAUGUUGAAGAUUUUAAUGUUGACAAUACUAGCGAUACAGAAGAACUUGUAUCAAGUGUUGCAAAUGAAUUAAUACUCAUGCAAAGUAAUAAUAAUGAAUUAGAAACAACAACAGCACCAUUAAUGCUAACUGAAAUACCAGGUACUGAUUUUACUCUUGCACGUGAUUUUUUAGUAAUGCAUGAUGAACAAUUAAAUGUCAUGUCAUCAUUGAGAAAUCAAAAUAAUGAAAUAACAAAUGAUGAUACACUUGUUGUACAUGAAGAAUUAAUGACAAAUGAAAAAACAAAUUUACUUGAACAAAAUAUUAUUAAUAUUGAUGAUAUUCAAUUGAAAAUUGAUGAUGAUAAUUUAAUUGUAUCUAAAACACAAACUGAUGGAGAUAAUAAAAAUACAAAAGUAAAAUUAAAACAUCAAAUUAAUGAUAAAAAAACAUUUCGAUGUGAUGAUUGUAAUGCUGUUUGUCUUAAAGUUGGUGAAUGCAGCUGUCAACAUAAUGUUUGUACAAUUGCUGAUCAACCAGUACCAUCACGUGCAAUAGCAACACUACCUGGUUCAUAUUUAUCAAUAACAAAAAUUCAAACAGGUAAUGUAUGUGAUAAUAUAAUUUAUGGUGUAUUUGCUAAACGUAAUAUACGACGUCGUACACAAUUUGGUCCAAUUGAGGGUAUUGUAUGUACAUAUGAUGGUAAACCAUUUUUAAAUUGUUUACCAUUACUUUAUGAAACAAAUGUAUAUGGUGAAUUUUUAAAAAUUGAUGUAUCAAAUGAAAAUUCAUCAAAUUGGAUGCGUUUUGUACGUCCAGCAUGUUAUUAUAAAGAACAAAAUUUAAUAAUAUGCCAACAAAAUGAUGGUAUUUUUUUUUUAACAACUAAAAAUAUAUUACCAAAUGAAGAAUUAAAAGCUGGACCAAGUUUUGAAUAUGCAUUACGUAGAAAUCUUAAAAUACUUGAACCUGAUAUUAAUGAAAAUACAAUUAUUCAUGAUAAAAAUAUUAAUUUACAAUGUUUUGAUUGUAAUGAAUAUUUUAAUAAUUCAGAAAUAUUAAAAAAUCAUUUAUUAAAUCAUGAUAAUAAUAAUAAUGGUGAAACAAGUAAAAAUAAAAAUACAAAUGAAAAUAAAUUAUUUAAAAUUAUUGAUGGACAAACAACACAAAAUAUUUAUACAUGUCCACAUUGUCGAAAAAUAUUUCCACGUAGUUAUAGUUUAAAACGUCAUAUGAUAAUACAUAAAAAUUUAAAAAAUCAUAAUAAUUAUCAAUGUAAUGAGUGUAAUGAAAUAUUUAUAAAUUCACAAAAAUUAUUAAGACACAUAAAAUUAAUUCAUAAUGAUAAUAAAGAAAAAGAAAAUUCACGUAAAUUAAAUAAUGAAUGUAAAAUAUGUAAUUUGAUAUUUGAUAAAUUACCAUUAUUAAAUUUACAUAUGAUACAACAUAAUAAAAAUAUAAUUGAUAAUAAAAAUAAACAAUUACAUUGUCCAGAAUGUAAUAUUGAAUUUAAUUAUCAAAAUGAUUUAAUAAAACAUAUUACAAAAUUACAUGGUAAAAAAAUAAAACAAUCAAAAACAACACAAAAAAAUAAAACAAAAAAUGAUAAUAAUAAUAAUAUAUUAUCAUCACAUAAAUGUACAAUGUGUUAUAAACGUUUUGCAACAAAAGUACGUUUACAACAACAUUAUCUUGUACAUGGUUCAGAUGAUAAAAAACCAUUACCAUGUAAUAUUUGUUUUAAAAGAUUUAUGAAUAAUUCAGCAUUAUCAUGUCAUUUAAAAACUCAUUGUGAAGAUAAACAAAUAUUUGAAUGUCCAAUGUGUCGUAAAUUAUUUAAUCAAAUAUUACAAUUAAAAGAUCAUAUUGAAACACAUCGUAAUGAUGAUAAUACAUUUAAUUGUCCAUAUUGUUUACGUCAAAAAUUUUUAAAAUAUUCAGUUAUACGUAAACAUAUACUUGCUUAUCACUGUGAAAGAAAACAUAAAUGUCAAUAUUGUAGUAAAACAUUUCCAACAAUUGAUAAAUUACGUAUGCAUUUAUUACGUCAUUCUGAUUAUCGUGAAUUUAAAUGUAAUGAAUGUUAUUCACAAUUUAAACGUAAAGAUAAAUUAAAAGAACACAUGACAAGAAUGCAUAAUUCACAAAGAAUUAUAAAAAGGGAACAACAACAACAACAAAAAUCACAACAACCACAGCAGCAGCAACAACAACAACAACAACAACCACAGCAGCAACAACAAUGUACACAGGGUAAUAAUGUUAAUAAUAAUAUUAAUAUUAGUAAUAAUAACAAUAACGUAAACAACAAUAACAACAGCAACAAUAAUGUUAAAAAAUUUAUUCCAAAAGUAAAUCCAACAGAUUAUAAUCGUUUUAUUUAUAAAUGUCAUACAUGUUUAGUUGGUUUUAAAAGACGUGGUAUGUUGGUUAAUCAUUUGGCUAAAAGACAUCCAGAUGUUCUACCUGAAUCAAUACCAGAAUUAAAUUUACCAAUAUUACGUCAAACACGUGAUUAUUAUUGUCAAUAUUGUGAUAAAGUAUAUAAAAGUUCAAGUAAAAGAAAAGCUCAUAUUAUGAAAAAUCAUCCUGGUCAAACAUUACCACCAAGUAAUAGACAAAAAGAUAAUAAUAAUUUAAAUGGUUUAGAAAAUUCAACAUAUUGUCAAACAGUUGGAUCAAUAACAACAAUACCACAUAAUUGUCAAUGGUGUCAUAAACAAUAUGCAAGUAAAGCUAAAUUAUUACAACAUCAACGUAAAAAACAUUCAAAUUUAAUGGAACCAGCUGAUAAAAUACCACGUCAACGUAAUCGUCCAUCUGACAGUCAAAAUCAACCACCAAUUAAAAAUAUUAAUAAUAAUAAUGUUGAUGAUGAAGAUGAUGAUGAUGAUGAAGAUGAAAAUAAUGAUAAUGAUAAUUUUAUAAAAACAAAAAUUAUUAAAGCUGAUGAUGUUGAUGAUGUUGUUGAUAAUAAUAUUGAUAUUAUUGGUGGACAAUUUGUUAGAAUGAGAGAUAUACGUUGAAUGUAUUAUUAAUAAGCCACUUGAGAUGUGGUUUUUGUGCUCAUAUUUAAAAAAAAAAAUAAAAUAUAUUUAUAAAAAAACAACAACAACAACAACAACAUAAAACAUUUCAAUUUAUUACGAGAUAUGAAUCUCGUAAAAUUUUAUGUGAAUGAAGCACGGCUUUGGUCGAUUGAAUAAAUAUUUAUAUUCACGACCAUAAUAAUGAGAUGCUUAGCAUAAUAUUAUUGAAAUUAUAGUGUUGAUAAAAUUAUUUUAAAUGAAAGAUUAUAAAUAUAUAUAUAUUUAAAAAGAACGAAAAGAAUUAUUGUGAUUAUCAUGCUGUGUUGAAUAGAAUUUUUCUUAUAUAUUUUCAACUAAAUUUUUUAGUAUGAAAUAUAAAAAAAUAGGCAUUAAUAUUAAUGCUUAUUUUUUUUUUGAAAAAUUAUUGAGAAAAAUAAUGAAGGGUUUGAAGAUUGUUGAAAAGUUGAUUAUUGAUGGAAUUAAAUUUACUAUAUAAUAAUUAUAAAUUAAUUAAAAUAUUAAUGAUCGAAUAUUGUACCUGUUAUUUGCAGAAAUAGAAUCUGUAAGUGUUUUUUUUUUUUUUUUUUAUUUAUUAUUUCUAAUUUUUACUCGAAUUAAAAUAAGAUUUAUUUAUUUUUAUAUUUAUUUAUUUAUUUGUUUUUAAUAUUUAUAUAAUUACUUUUUCAAUUUACAUUAUAUAUAUUAAAUUAAUAAAUGAAGAAACUGAUAUAUAUAUUUUUUAAAAACUAUGUUUCAUUCCAAAAAAUAUUUAUAAAAAAAAAAAAAAAAUUUAAAAGCGUUAAAUUUAGUAGAUAAAAAAAAAACAUAAAUUUAAGUAUUUUUUUAUUAUUAAAGAAUUUAUUUAAUUGAAAGUAAAAAAGAAAAUUUUUUUUCAAUUAUUUAUUAUUUUAUAUGAUUUCAAUAAUUUAUUUAUUAAUUAUUAGACAGCUUUAAUAGUUGAAUGUUUAGUGUAAAAAAUUUAAACAUUAGUAAAUAUUAGUAAAUGAAAAAAAAAUAAAAAAAUAUUGUUAUUGUAAUAGUGUUGAUGAUAAUAGUUAUAAUUCAAAUGAAAUUUAAUUGUCUUUAAAAAAAUAAUGCAUUGAUAGUAAAUUAGAAGACAGCAAAUAGUAAAAGAAAAACCUUUAAAAAUAAUAGAAUUAAUUAGUUGGAAAUAGUCCAAUUACUAUUUCACGAAAAAAAAAAAAAAAAA
Molecule: messenger RNA, 4929 nt
Organism: Aphidius gifuensis
Lineage: Eukaryota; Metazoa; Arthropoda; Insecta; Hymenoptera; Braconidae
Product: PR domain zinc finger protein 10-like
Exons: 5
Coding region: 198-3716 (1172 amino acids)
Cellular component (GO): nucleus
Molecular function (GO): protein binding
Source: RefSeq, a predicted model, not a curated record